Drosophila hydei is the source of this 546-nucleotide messenger RNA. It is a transcript of the gene Taf13, whose product is annotated as transcription initiation factor TFIID subunit 13. Gene Ontology annotation, molecular function: protein heterodimerization activity. The record is from RefSeq and is a predicted model, not a curated record. Gene Ontology annotation, biological process: transcription by RNA polymerase II. The coding region runs from base 67 to 471 and encodes 134 amino acids. NCBI's taxonomy places the organism in Eukaryota, Metazoa, Arthropoda, Insecta, Diptera, Drosophilidae. Gene Ontology annotation, cellular component: transcription factor TFIID complex. The transcript is spliced from 3 exons.
GUACUUGCAGCAUCGAUACUUGCAGAUGUGAAUUGCUUUCCAUAAAUUUGAUAAACAAAACGCAGAAUGGCUGCAAAUAAUACAACAGAUGAACAUUUCGAAGGCGCCGACUUCGAUGAGGAUGUUGAUGAUGAGCAAAUGGUCUCCACCAAUUCGGGCCGCAAGCGUCUUUUCAGCAAGGAACUGCGGUGCAUGAUGUUUGGUUUUGGCGACGAUAAAAAUCCUUAUACGGAGACAGUCGAUCUACUGGAGGAUCUGGUUAUUGAAUAUAUUGCCGAGACCACACAUCGUGCUAUGGAAAUUGGACGCACUGGUCGUGUCCAAGUAGAGGAUAUUAUUUUUCUCGUUCGAAAGGAUCAACGUAAAUAUGCGAGAGUCAAGGAUCUACUAACCAUGAAUGAGGAGCUUAAGAAAGCGCGCAAAGCAUUUGAUGAGAUUAAGUAUGUGGGCACCGAGGGAAAACUCAAAUGACACAACCAGAAGAAGCCGAACUCAACUUAGACUUAAGCUUAAUUUUAAGCAUAACUAAUACUUUAUUUGUAAAAU